Diabrotica balteata is the source of this 1650-nucleotide messenger RNA. NCBI's taxonomy places the organism in Eukaryota, Metazoa, Arthropoda, Insecta, Coleoptera, Chrysomelidae. The record is from the annotation of a GenBank genome assembly.
AUGGUAGACAUAUCGGAUGGAAUUCUUUUUAAGGACAACAGCUUUUUAAGCACAUUAAAUAUUGGAAAAAGAAAGAUUUCCGAGGAAAUUCUUCCUCAAGGCAGCCCUGGCAUCUUUCGGCAGAAAGCUACGACGUGCGAUCAUUUAUCUCUCAGUGGGUACGCUAGAGUAGCUAAGCAGUCAUUCGGUAACCUCCUGUCAAGAAAAAUGGCGUCCAGCUCAGGUCAGACUUCAGUGCCUUGGCCAAAUACCAAAGAUGAUUACGAAUUGGGAAAAGUUAUCGGUGUUGGCGCUACUGCCGUUGUACACGGUGCCCUCUGCAAACCCCGAAACGAAAAGUGUGCCAUUAAAAGAAUUAAUUUGGAGAAAUGGAAUACAUCUAUGGAUGAACUACUCAAAGAAAUCCAGGCUAUGAGCAGCUGUAACCACGAAAAUGUUGUCACUUACUACACGAGUUUCGUGGUCAAAGAAGAAUUAUGGCUUGUUUUGAAGUUAUUGGAGGGAGGCAGUUUAUUGGACAUAAUAAAACAUAAAAUGAGGGCAUCCAAUUGUAAACAUGGAGUAUUCGACGAAGCAACCAUUGCCACUGUUCUUAGAGAAGUAUUGAAAGGCCUAGAAUAUUUUCACAGUAAUGGACAAAUCCAUAGAGAUAUCAAGGCUGGUAAUAUUUUGUUGGGCGAGGAUGGUACUGUGCAGAUUGCGGAUUUUGGUGUCUCGGCUUGGCUGGCUACUGGUCGUGAUAUAUCCAGAGAAAAAGUGAGGCAUACCUUUGUUGGUACGCCAUGUUGGAUGGCGCCUGAAGUUAUGGAGCAGGAUCAUGGAUACGAUUUCAAAGCAGACAUUUGGUCUUUUGGUAUUACAGCAAUCGAAAUGGCUUCUGGUACUGCUCCAUAUCAUAAAUAUCCUCCUAUGAAGGUGCUUAUGUUAACUCUUCAGAAUGAACCACCAAAUCUUGAUACAGGAGCUGAAGAAAAAGAUCAGUAUAAGGCUUAUGGUAAAACAUUUCGGAAGCUAAUAACAGAUUGUCUUCAAAAAGAACCUGCAAAAAGGCCUACUGCUGCGGAUUUGUUAAAACAUGCCUUUUUCAAAAAGGCAAAGGAUAAAAAGUAUCUUCAGUCCACGCUAGUAGCAAUAGGACCAAGUUUGGAAACCAGAGUUCAAAAAGCCUCGAAACGACAACCAGGGGCUUCGGGACGUUUACAUCGCAAAGAAACGGGAGAAUGGGUAUGGUCCAGUGAAGAUGAAGACGGCGGCGGUUCAAGUGACAGCGACAACGACUCGAAGCCAAUGAAUACUCUUGUCUCCAUAGGUUCGUCAGGUUCAGACCAUGAAGAUCUAAGUGAAACCGCUGAACCGCCUCCUGUCAAUUUGGUCCUCAGAAUGAGGAAUGCCAAACGUGAAUUGAACGACAUAAGGUUCGAAUUUGCAGUAGGCAAAGAUUCCGCCGAAGGCAUAGCAAGUGAGUUAGUCGGAGCAGGAUUGGUUGAUGGAAAGGAUAUUGUGGCUAUCACGAUAAAUCUUCAGAAGUUGAUUGACCAGAGGAAUGUUAUGAAAGUUGUUACUUUCCCAUUGAAUUCUCCCUUACAUCCCAACGAAGUUCCUGACGAUAAGGCCCUUGUAGGGUUCGCCCAAAUUUCCAUAAUGGACUGA